UGGACUGCAGUCGCAAAGCUCCCGCUGCCCAAUGCAGUCGACCAAAAAGGCAACAAAAACUAAAAAUCAAUAAAAAAAAUUGAUAAUUCCAAGGCGCAACUGCAUUUAGGAACGUGAACCAAAAGGCCAUGAAGUGGGAAAACUAUUGUGAUUUUGUCGCAGGCUGUGUUGGUGGGGCUUGCGGCGUGCUGGUGGCGCAUCCGUUGGACACGAUCAAGACAUGGCAACAGGCGUCGAACACGUCCGUCAUGACGGCCCUCCAUCAGAUCUACACGCGGAACAAUGGGAUCAACGGUUACUACAGGGGCAUGCUCUUCCCGCUGAUGUCGACGGGCGCCAUUAACUCGAUUCUGUUCGGCAUCUACGGCAACCAUUUGCGGCAGCUGCGGCGCGUCUGCCACAGCGACUACCAGCGGGAGCAGCUCGAGUAUCACAACAUGUUUCUGGCUGGCUCGGUGGCCGGGUUCGUUCAGUCCUUCAUCGCGUGCCCCAUGGAGUUGAUCAAGGUGCGACUGCAGACGCAUUGCUACUACAACGACUAUAUCUAUGGCCAGCGUAGAACAGCCUUUGGCACCUUCAAGCGCAUACUGAAGAACGACGGCAUCUCGGGUUUAUAUCGCGGACUGCUGCCCAUGAUGUGCCGUGAUGUGCUGCCUUAUGGCAUCUAUAUGCUAGUCUAUCGCCAGGCGUCUCAUUAUAUGGAAAGUUCGGAUUUUGUGCGCAAGCAUCGAACGCCGUCGAAUGCAAUCAACAUUAAUUUACUGAUCACAACGUUUGCUGGCGCCUGGGCUGGCGUGUUGUCGUGGGUGUGUGUGAUACCCUUCGAUGUGGUCAAAACGAUAAUGCAGGCGGAUGAGAAUCACAAGUUUCGUGGCAUAAUGCACUGUGUUCUGGUCAAUUAUAGAGCGUAUGGCUGGCGGAGUAUUUUUCGUGGCAGUUGGAUGCUGUUGGCGCGUGCGAUACCCUUCAAUGCGGCCACGUUUUUGGGCUAUGAGUAUUCGCUGGAGUUGUGUCAUAAUUAUUAAAAAGCAAAUAAACGAG
Drosophila hydei is the source of this 1041-nucleotide messenger RNA. RefSeq names its product solute carrier family 25 member 45. The transcript is spliced from 5 exons. Gene Ontology annotation, molecular function: high-affinity L-arginine transmembrane transporter activity. Lineage: Eukaryota; Metazoa; Arthropoda; Insecta; Diptera; Drosophilidae. Gene Ontology annotation, cellular component: mitochondrion. Gene Ontology annotation, biological process: mitochondrial L-ornithine transmembrane transport. Bases 129 to 1025 code for a protein of 298 amino acids. The record is from RefSeq and is a predicted model, not a curated record.